UUGCAUCGUUAUGAGAAGGAAGUGUUGAGUCGAGAAAAUCCAAGAACAGUAAAAUGGAAAAUGAAAGUGAUACGCACAACAUUCAUUGUUUUGACUGUCUUUGUCAUUUUUCGUGUACCAUACACAGCUCUUAUAUUUUGGAGGACUGAACUUUUAAGAAAUAGUCAGCAAAAUCAGAUUAUCACUGACCAUUUUGUGGUCUUAUGGUUUAUAUCAAGAUAUUUAAUAUUUAUCAAUGCUGCUAUAAAUCCUUUUAUCUAUGGAUUCUCUAAUGAGAAUUUCAAGAGAGCUUUGCGAUGCAUGGAAGUUUCUAGAUGGCUCUUUAGUGGAACUAGUGGAAGCAGUGAUGUGACUCCUCCUCAGAAAAAAGACAAACAAUUUGAAAAGGUCCAGCAUGAGAUAUAUCAGCCAGAUCCUAAAGAACAACCUGUUUUACAGCAAUGGAUGGUUCACCCUCUUGAAGGGAAGCCAAAAACUGAAUCCACUGAAUGCUACAUUUAG
This is a messenger RNA of Gryllus bimaculatus (two-spotted cricket), 501 nucleotides long. Lineage: Eukaryota; Metazoa; Arthropoda; Insecta; Orthoptera; Gryllidae. The record is from the annotation of a GenBank genome assembly.